Messenger RNA from Olea europaea var. sylvestris, 660 nucleotides. Its product is annotated as ubiquitin-60S ribosomal protein L40. The transcript is spliced from 5 exons. The coding region runs from base 77 to 463 and encodes 128 amino acids. Gene Ontology annotation, biological process: protein ubiquitination; translation; modification-dependent protein catabolic process. Gene Ontology annotation, cellular component: ribosome; cytoplasm; nucleus. The record is from RefSeq and is a predicted model, not a curated record. Gene Ontology annotation, molecular function: ubiquitin protein ligase binding; protein tag activity; structural constituent of ribosome. NCBI's taxonomy places the organism in Eukaryota, Viridiplantae, Streptophyta, Magnoliopsida, Lamiales, Oleaceae.
AAGAACCCAGAACUCCCAAUUCUGCCAUUUCCUAUAUCAGAAAAUAAAUUGCAAGGACUGCCGCGGAGAGAGGAAAAUGCAGAUCUUCGUGAAAACUCUAACGGGAAAAACUAUAACCCUCGAGGUCGAAUCCAGCGACACCAUCGAUAAUGUCAAGGCCAAAAUUCAAGACAAGGAAGGUAUUCCACCGGACCAGCAGCGAUUGAUCUUUGCUGGAAAGCAACUGGAAGAUGGCCGCACUCUCGCUGAUUACAAUAUCCAGAAAGAGUCAACGUUACAUUUGGUUCUGAGGUUGCGUGGAGGGAUUAUUGAGCCGUCCCUGAUGGCAUUGGCUAGAAAGUACAACCAGGACAAGAUGAUUUGUCGAAAGUGUUAUGCACGUCUCCAUCCUCGUGCUGUGAACUGCAGGAAGAAAAAGUGUGGACACAGCAACCAGUUGAGGCCAAAGAAGAAGAUCAAGUAGAUGAGAUAUGGGGUUGCUUUUAGAGAGUUAUUGUCAAGAGAUAUGUCUUGCUGCAGAUGUUGGCCAAUGUAAAACCAUCCUUUCUCUCUUUAAUUUGUUUGGGGACAUAAGAAUUCUUAUUCAAUUUGGAUAUUGGAGUUAUCAGUGCCUUUUCUAUGCUGUUCAUUUUAGAUAGAAUGUUGUCGUAUUACUAUGAA